GAGCCCCGCCUACUAAACGAGAAUAGUUCCUCUGUCUUUUGUGAACAGCGGUUUUUGUUGCACUCUCGCUGCGGCUGCUCCCGGGGAAACUAGACGCUAGAGUAGGGUAUACUGAAAACUCAUUCAUUCUGUAUGCACAGUGAUAGCGGAGCUUGUUCUUUCAACGUUACGAAUAUGGGCAGCACGUAUGGCGAUCGCGUACGCGCACGCACAGCUGCGAUUUGGUCAUCACAGAGACAGAGCAAAAUGGCGGAGAUAAAACAGACAAGAAAAUCAAGUAUCUUCCACAAGGGUAUAAACAGAACGAAAGAAAAGGUCCUACAGAAGUUAGGGAAAGCAGAUGAGACAAGGGAUGAAUUAUUUGAACACUAUGUACAGAAUUUCACUUCACAACAAGCUGCUGCCAACAGAUUGUUCAAGGAGCUCAAGAAUUAUGUGACAUGUGUAAAAGCCAUGAGUCAAGCAAGCAAAUGCCUAUUUGAAGCAAUGGAGUCAACAUAUGAAUCAGAAUGGCAGGGACAAGAACAACUGGCUAGUGUCAGAGAGACUUUGGACCUUCUAUGGGAUGACUACCAGAGGAAAUUAAUUGACCAGAUUAUGAACCCCCUCGUGUCCUACCAAGCAAAGUUUCCUGAAGUAAAGAAACGGAUGGAGAAGAGAGGCAGGAAAUUAAUAGAUUAUGACAGCGCAAGGCAUAAUCUAGAGGCUUCCAAGAAGAAAGACGAUCAAAAAUAUAUUAAGACACAAGAGGCAUACAACGAAGCGAGAAAGCUUUACGAGGAGCUCAACUCAGAUCUCCAUGAAGAGCUACCCUCGUUAUUUGACAGUCGCAUUCCGUUCUACGCCAACACCUUCCAGCUCUUGUCGGCAGCAGAGUCAACGUUCUAUGAGGAAGUAGGCAAGGCCAAGGGAUCCGUUAGCACCAUUAUGGGUGAUCUAUAUCAGGAUGCAUCGGUGGGAAAAUAUGACAUCAGAAAAAGCAUACCAGAGCUCUUACGUCAAAGCAACAGCACGUCCACACCCCCUUCUACCAUCUCAGCCCCCAUCAACUCCGCCUCCUCCCGGGAUUCCCCCAACGAUAGUCCCGUCUACUCGGUCCCACCUGCUGUGGACCGUCGAAGGGAUCUGCCGGAGGAGAGGGACGAUGAUGAGGAGGAGGAAGAAGACGAUGAUGACCAGACGGCUGAAUACCAGGUUCCCAGAUCAACUCCUGUAGAGCCUAAUAAGAACCCUGCGGCGGACACGACGACUCACAACGGCACAUCUCCUUCCUCACCAGCCCCGGCACCUCCUUCUCCAGCACCUCAAACCAACGGCAGUAGUUCACUCCCAUCAGGCGUACUAUACAGAGCGAAAGCAACCCACGAUUAUCAGCCCAGAGACUCGGAUGAAUUGACGCUGGCUAAAGGAGAGAUUGUAUGUGUUGUACCAUUUGAAGACCCAGAAGACCAGGAUGAAGGCUGGUUAAUGGGCUAUAAAGAGGAUAAUGGAGACAGAGGCGUCUUUCCGGAGAAUUUUACAUCGAAAUUCUGAUAGCUAUGAACACACGGCAUCCAUUCUCUAUCUUAGUACACAUACCCUACACCAACAUUGCUUCAUCAGUACAAUAAAUACGUCUCAUCGAGGUACAUGUAGAACUGUCAUUAUCUACUGGGAUGCUAGUUUUUAGGUCCUGACUCCAUCCCUUUUUGGGCUUUAUAUUGCACGGAACAUGGGAUGUCGUCAUACUGGAGUCUCUUUACAGGCUCAUAGGGUGACUCAAGGUGGUAUCCGUGUAUCUAGGUUUUUAUAUGACUGUAAACCCAUGCUGCAUUUUCGAACAAUAUACUCAUGAAAAUAUCAGUUUUCAUGUUGGCUCUGUAUCAUAGCAUAGCUUCAGUCAUGGAAGAAAUCUAGCUUGAUGAAUGUUCUUCAUGGAAGAGAAUGUGGUGGAGUGAAUAGGCUUUGACUAUGAACUUUUAUUACCGUUAUCAGUUCAAAGGCAAUAGACUCUUGUGUAUCGACUAGUGUGCUCAGUUAGUAUUGUAAUUGAAUAUUAUAAUCAUUCCUUGAUUAGUCACUAUUAAGGGCAGGUCAAAAUAACCACAAUUUCUAGACUGAGAAUGAUUUGAAACUAAAAUAGUGUCAAAUUGGUUUUUUUAUUAAUACUGAAAUGUUAUUCAAACACCAAAGUUUUAUUUAUAUAUAUCACAGAAAUGAAUUCUGAAUAUAUGCAGGGCAUCCCUCCCCCUAGUUUCAAUGUUAACCCAGUUAUACAAUGUCCCAAAUAUAUACAAGAAUGGAAUUAAAAAUUAUAUAUUGAACCAGUAAAUAGUUAUUUUCAUGUUUCUAAAGUGAAGUAUAGCUAAAAGUAUUGAUUUCCUUGUAAUGUCAUCAUGCAAAACACUUGGAUAUUGGCCAAAUACCCAAUGUUUGCCCAUCUUAAAUUCAAAUUGAUAGUUAUCUCCAUUUGCUGGAACUGACCCAAAUUUUGUCCCAAGCCAGUUACAAAUAUUUCUUUGCCAUGAUCCCUUGCCCUUCCCUAUUAUUAAGAUUAAAGAGGAAAGUUUAGGUCUUAUUAAAGAGAAAGUGGUAGGAAGGGUAUGAAACAUUUAAAAACCCUUUCUUGCCAAUCAAGGUCUAUUGUUGUGAUUUUGAAGUAGACGAAUUGUUUUCUUUUGAAGUAGACGAAUUGUUUUCUUUUGAAGUAGACGAAUUGUUAUCUUUUGAAAUAGAUAGAUUGUAUACAUAAGGGUUCAUGUUCCCAUCGAUUUGCACAUGCAAUAACUUCUACUGGGCAUUCAUGUAAAAAGAAAGUAAACAAAUCAGGGACUUCAUCAAAGCAAGAUUCAAAGACAGAUCUCAAUUUCACUGUCAAUCUAGAAGUUUCAGUUUGUAUUUUUGUUUUAAAUCAUAAAUGACUAUCUCAUUUACUGAUUGUUGUUGUGGAUAUUUACUCCAAGGUUUAAAUCCAUUUGACUAGACAUAGUGGGCUGAGUGACUUCGAGAGAUUAGCGAUCAGAUCAUGAUUUCAUUUUAUAGACUGUGAAUAACUGAUGGUAAUAUCAUGCUGACAAAAUUUGCGUUUGAUUUUAUCUUGGCGUGUGUAGUUGUUUUUAGUUGUAGAAAAAUAUGAGGGUUGUUCAGUAUGAUAAAAGAUUUAGAUUACAAUCACUUGAUGAAGGGAAAGAAUAUAUGACACAGCUGAGGCCUCAUACAUACAUGAUGCUUUAAACCACUCAACAAGAUAAACGGCUGUGGCAAAAUAGAAAGCUCUUUUACAUGUAUGGCAGGUGGGAUGAAAACGAUGCUGCAUGCAUCAGAGACCCCUAAUAAGAGUACUCCUGUAUGUUAUACAGAAAUGGAUUGUCGCUACAUUCAAUAAUUUAAUUUUGCUGCAGUUUUUUUCUUUCUUUCUUUUCUUUUCUAUUGAAGGGUUCCCAGCAUAGUGUGUGAAUUAAGCUUUAUUGAAUUAAAUGCUGUGACUUAAGUGAAUUUUUCAAAUGAUAAUUAACAAAGAGUCAAAGUAAUAGUGCCUCAUCUGAAUAAGUACAAUAACUCUGGGGUGGUUUGUUUUUCUCUCAGUACAAUCCCUAAGUCAUUCAUGAAAAUGGCUUCGAUAUGGUGAAAUAACAAAGUUUGAUGUAAAAGAACUGGCCUAAACCUACUCUGUACACUAUUUCAUGUUUCAUUAUACAGGUUAUAUGCUCUGUUAAAAAUAAUCUCAAUCCAUUGAAAUGAUUGAUUAGAUUUUAGUCUGCAAGAAAUGCAGAAAUUAAACAAUUUUCUCAAUUCAUAUGAAUUUAAUGAUAAGAGAUGCUAUAUAUGAGUCUACUUUUCCAAGCAGUGCUACAUAAUGAUAUAAUUAUGGUUUGAUUGAAAUUGUAUAUUAGCAAGCUCAUUGAUUUCCCGAUAGGAGGUAUUUGUGAGUCUUCAGUAUCAUUCAAGUAGAUCUAGCAAAAAUGAAUCAGAGAUUAAUUUAUUACAACCCUUUUGGGUUCAGAUUGAAUCAGUAUUGAUAAUUAAUUUUUCGCUGAAUUGUGAAGUAAAUUGAGCUAUGCAAUACAGUAACAUUGUUUUUUGACUUUUUAUUGCUACAUGAUUAUUUUGUGGAAUCUCUUUAUAUGAUUGCUUUUUAACAUUUAUUAUUAUUAUCAUUGUUAUUAUCAAUGCUGAAAUUUAAGACUUUUUCUUUAUUUUUAAUUUUUAGAUAGCAGUGUACUGAUUGAAUGUAUAUAUCUUGUUCAUUUUUUUUCUGCUUCAUUUUCCAAUUAUAUUUUUAAUCAUAUUUUUGUCAAUGAUCAGAAUAUGGUAAUUGUGUGAGUGAAACAUUACUUUCUCUCUGACCAUUACAAACUUUUUGUUUUACCUUCACUAAUUUCUCAGAUCCAGAUUUGAGACAGAGUCUUGCAAUGGAAAUACUCUUUAUUAUCAAUUGCAAAAGUGUUUUGUUCUACAGUUUGUUCUUGACUUGCACAAAUAUACAUUUUAAUAGUAUUAGAUAUUUAUAUUCAUCUUUUUUAAUACUUUGUAUAACUAUUUUUUGAGAUGAUAUAUACAGAUUGUUAAUUUGUGUCAUUACUUUAAAUCAACCUGAUUGAGCAAUUGUAAAUGAGCCUUAUAUUGUAAGGCAUUAAAUUAAGUUUUUUUUUUUUACCCCUAUCAAUUGCAAUAUAAGAAGCUAAUUUAUUACUAUUUACAUCAAGCUGCCAUGGGAAGUACAGAUUUAUUUCAGAGGAAGUUUGGACAAAUUUAACCUUUUUAAAAGAUAUAUAACUUCUUUGAAAGUAGGAAAAACUAACUUGAAUGAUCUAGAAUGAGUAAUUUUUAUUGAAAUUUGAUGAUAUUAGGAAUACUAGUUAAUAUAAACACAACAUAAUAACUCUUUCAAUGCAUAUUUUUUUUUAAUGGUUAUUUGAUACAUGUAAUUGAAAUUAAGGUAGUUUGAAAUUUUGUAAAGGCAUCAAUAGUUGAUGUCAAAUCCUUUCGUAACUACACAUAUUGUGAUCAUGAUUAUGAAAUAGUUGUCCUGUGUAUCUAAAUGAAUGAAAUAUCAGACUCAUUUUGUAUGUGUGUGUGAAAGGAAGAUUUUAUGUUUUUGUCUGUGUAGCUAAACAUGUCAAUCCCUUUGUUCUCUUCUUCAAUUUUCAAAGAAAAUCAAGGAAAUCUGUAUCAACAGUAAGAAAUAUUUAGCAUGGAUGAUAUUGAACUUGAACCUGAACUUCAUUUUAUGCUUAAUAUUUUUGCUUUUUGAUAAAAAAAAAAAAAAUUACAAAACAGAAAUGGGAAAAUAAAUUAAUUUGAGGCAGAAUGCAGUAAUGGUAAAUAUGGUUUAAGAAUUGCUGUGAAAAUAAAUGUUCAUACAUUUGUGUUUUGCUUUUGGGAUCGGGUUUUGAUGAGAUGUUUUAGUGUGCUACAAAGUUAGUCCGAAUUGGGUUUGUAAGGGUGAUUAUAUUCAAAUUUAAUGAUAUAAUUUUCUACUUACAUCGUAAAAAUCCUUUUGCAUUGCAGUACAAGGGAACAAGUAAACAAAUUAUUAAAAAAAAGUAUGAACUUAUAAUAGGAACAAGCCUGUACUGUCAUAAUUCCACUUGUGAGGUUGUUCCAAGACUCUUUGUAACAGGUAUACUGUUUAAAUGUUCUUUUAUGUAAUGUUUUUUGUUUUCAUUGUCACAGGACUAUACAGGAUCUUAGCGUUGUAGUUAUCUUUUAAUCUAUUGUUGCUUCAUAUUCAUAUUUUGAAUACAACACGUCCUAUACAGAUUAAUGAUACCCAGACAGAAGCAGCUUUUAUCAUCCAUUUUAGAGCCAGAAGAGCAUUAACUUGGAUCAUUAUAAUUGGAGUUAACAACCUUCUGGUUCCAAAUGGUUGAUACCUUCUGCUCAGAGCCAGGAGGGCAUUAACUCGUACACGGGGAUAACGCCCGGCAAUGACAGCCCUUUUGGCUCUCAACAGAUGAUAUGUUCAUCAUUGGUUGAUAUAAGUAUAUUUAUGAAUGGUACUGGCAAAGUCAUUAUAAUUUGUAAUCUUAUGAAAAUUGCCUGUGAUCAAAGUCUUUUGAUAACCAUGUCAUACAGGUUUGAACCAAAAUAUAGAAUAGCCAUAUAUAUACACAAUCAAGAAUUUCGGGGAAAAGUCAUUUUCCAUCUCUCUUUAAUAAUCUAAAGUGAUUAAUAUCACAUUUGUUGCCUAACUGAUUUUCCUUACUUCUUUAUUAUUAUCAUAGUAGUAGAUUAAAGCUGUUAAAAUUGUAUCUUACAAAUUUAUUUGGGGAUAUGAACAAGUAGCAAACUCUAUGAAUAGUUGGUCACAAUAUUCAUUUUGUAUAAAAUAUAUAUGUAAAAAAAAAGAAACUAAACAUUACUUUCUAUAAGCUAUUUAUAUAUCUCUCCUGUAUCAAAGUGUAUGAAAGUGCAUUGUAAAUCUCUCUGCAAUCUAUUAUAUGUAUUGUAUACCAAACGCAUUAUGGCCUGUUGUAUACUCAAUGUCUGCGUGUAUGUAACUAUGUAGAGUAGGUAAUAGUAAUUAUAAAAGCAAUGACGUGAAUACUAAAAUUAAUGAUCGAUACUGUUGACUUGUAAACAACUUUGUGUGUAAUUGUACAUACUAUUAAAACAAUUUUUGAAUACAUAA
Messenger RNA from Strongylocentrotus purpuratus (purple sea urchin), 6613 nucleotides. RefSeq names its product amphiphysin. NCBI's taxonomy places the organism in Eukaryota, Metazoa, Echinodermata, Echinoidea, Camarodonta, Strongylocentrotidae. Gene Ontology annotation, cellular component: plasma membrane; cytoplasm. The coding region runs from base 133 to 1533 and encodes 466 amino acids. Gene Ontology annotation, molecular function: protein binding; phospholipid binding. The transcript is spliced from 11 exons. The record is from RefSeq and is a predicted model, not a curated record.